Messenger RNA from Triticum turgidum subsp. durum (durum wheat), 891 nucleotides. NCBI's taxonomy places the organism in Eukaryota, Viridiplantae, Streptophyta, Magnoliopsida, Poales, Poaceae. The record is from the annotation of a GenBank genome assembly.
AUGGAGGCCGAGGACGACCAGCCUGCCGCCGGGUACCGGCACGGGCCGCCGUGGGUGUUCAAGGGCAGCGCAUUGUACCAGCUGCAUUUGGUGAAGGCGGCCACGGCGCGGGCGUUCGUGCCCAAGGAGCUGCGCCUGGUGGAGGCCUUCGGCUACACGCUCGGCGGCAUGUUCCUGGCGCGCUACCACGACAGCCCCGCCGGCCAGUUCGACGAGCUGGUGGUGAUCGCCGGCAUUGUGUGGAAUCCGCCGACUUCCUGCGCGUGGGCUGCCCGGGUGCUAGUAAACAGCGCUGAAGCCUGCCGGCAUGGACGCAAGGAAGUAGGGCUUCCAAGCCAUGUCGCGGCAUUCUCACAGACCGAAGAUUCUACGCUCAGAAAUAAACCAAACAACUUCCUCAACAUUCUCGGAAUGGGUUCAGGCUUCUCCAAGCAAGAGAAUUACCGGCGCAUUGAGAUCAAGGAGGCCUCGGGCUCAUCAUCAAGGCAUUUGUGCAACAUCAGUCUGCCUCUCAACGAAGGGUCAAGAGGAUCACAUAAACGCAGCAAGUGGAUGGGUCCGGCAAUCAAAAUGUCCCUCCCAAGCUUCAGCGGCCAGACAGAGGACCAUCCUGAGCUUCUCAAGUACUCCUGCAAAGUAGAGUGCAGGGUGCGGCCGGUGAGUCCAGCUAAGAUCUGGAGCCCUAAAACCGCUGAACCACAGGAGUGUUCUGACGGCAUGAACAGCAGCACCGGAUCAUCGGAUUCAGACGCGCAAAAACAAAGCCUCCUGGUCUUGCUAUCCAGGCCCAUCUUGGCUCUGGAGUUCAGCUCCCUGCGGAUGCACGUCGAUGCGCCGAAAAUUGUCGCUCCGCACCCCAAGAAGAAGGAAGUCAGAUACUCCAGUACCUGA